GCACUCCACUGACCGUCCCGACGAUGCUACGCGCGCCCGGCUGCCUCCUCCGGACCUCCGUAGCGCCUGCCGCGGCCCUGGCUGCGGCGCUGCUCUCGUCGCUUGCGCGCUGCUCUCUUCUAGAGCCGAGGGACCCGGUGGCCUCGUCGCUCAGCCCCUAUUUCGGCACCAAGACUCGCUACGAGGAUGUCAACCCCGUGCUAUUGUCGGGCCCCGAGGCUCCGUGGCGGGACCCUGAGCUGCUGGAGGGGACCUGCACCCCGGUGCAGCUGGUCGCCCUCAUUCGCCACGGCACCCGCUACCCCACGGUCAAACAGAUCCGCAAGCUGAGGCAGCUGCACGGGUUGCUGCAGGCCCGCGGGUCCAGGGAUGGCGGGGCUAGUAGUACCGGCAGCCGCGACCUGGGUGCAGCGCUGGCCGACUGGCCUUUGUGGUACGCGGACUGGAUGGACGGGCAGCUAGUAGAGAAGGGACGGCAGGAUAUGCGACAGCUGGCGCUGCGUCUGGCCUCGCUCUUCCCGGCCCUUUUCAGCCGUGAGAACUACGGCCGCCUGCGGCUCAUCACCAGUUCCAAGCACCGCUGCAUGGAUAGCAGCGCCGCCUUCCUGCAGGGGCUGUGGCAGCACUACCACCCUGGCUUGCCGCCGCCGGACGUCGCAGCCUUUUCUAGCUAUUCUCAUGCGUUACAGCCAUUAUAAAUGGGGAAUAAUUUUACCCCAAGAGUUUCCUGACCAAUAUGUGCUUAUUUCAGCUGUGCGGAUUAGUAAGAUAUAUGGAGUUUGGACCUCCAACAGUUAAUGAUAAACUAAUGAGAUUUUUUGAUCACUGUGAGAAGUUUUUAACUGAAGUAGAAAAAAAUGCUACAGCUCUUUAUCACGUGGAAGCCUUCAAAACUGGACCAGAAAUGCAGAACAUUUUAAAAAAAGUUGCAGCUACUUUGCAAGUGCCAGUAAAUGAUUUAAAUGCAGAUUUAAUUCAAGUAGCCUUUUUCACCUGUUCAUUUGACCUGGCAAUUAAAGGUGUUAAAUCUCCUUGGUGUGAUGUUUUUGACAUAGAUGAUGCAAAGGUAUUAGAAUAUUUAAAUGAUCUGAAACAAUAUUGGAAAAGAGGAUAUGGGUAUACUAUUAACAGUCGAUCCAGCUGCACCUUGUUUCAGGAUAUCUUUCAGCACUUGGACAAAGCAGUUGAACAGAAACAAAGGUCUCAGCCAAUUUCUUCUCCAGUCAUCCUCCAGUUUGGUCAUGCAGAGACUCUUCUUCCACUGCUUUCUCUCAUGGGCUACUUCAAAGACAAGGAACCCCUAACAGCGUACAAUUACAAAAAACAAAUGCAUCGGAAGUUCCGAAGUGGUCUCAUUGUACCUUAUGCCUCGAACCUGAUAUUUGUGCUUUACCACUGUGAAAAUGCUAAGACUCCUAAAGAACAAUUCCGAGUGCAGAUGUUAUUAAAUGAAAAGGUGUUACCUUUGGCUUACUCACAAGAAACUGUUUCAUUUUAUGAAGAUCUGAAGAACCACUACAAGGACAUCCUUCAGAGUUGUCAAACCAGUGAAGAAUGUGAAUUAGCAAGGGCUAACAGUACAUCUGAUGAACUAUGAGUAACUGAAGAACAUUUUUAAUUCUUUAGGAAUCUGCAAUGAGUGAUUACAUGCUUGUAAUAGGUAGGCAAUUCCUUGAUUACAGGAAGCUUUUAUAUUACUUGAGUAUUUCUGUCUUUUCACAGAAAAACAUUGGGUUUCUCUCUGGGUUUGGACAUGAAAUGUAAGAAAAGAUUUUUCACUGGAGCAGCUCUCUUAAGGAGAAACAAAUCUAUUUAGAGAAACAGCUGGCCCUGCAAAUGUUUACAGAAAUGAAAUUCUUCCUACUUAUAUAAGAAAUCUCACACUGAGAUAGAAUUGUGAUUUCAUAAUAACACUUGAAAAGUGCUGGAGUAACAAAAUAUCUCAGUUGGACCAUCCUUAACUUGAUUGAACUGUCUAGGAACUUUACAGAUUGUUCUGCAGUUCUCUCUUCUUUUCCUCAGGUAGGACAGCUCUAGCAUUUUCUUAAUCAGGAAUAUUGUGGUAAGCUGGGAGUAUCACUCUGGAAGAAAGUAACAUCUCCAGAUGAGAAUUUGAAACAAGAAACAGAGUGUUGUAAAAGGACACCUUCACUGAAGCAAGUCGGAAAGUACAAUGAAAAUAAAUAUUUUUGGUAUUUAUUUAUGAAAUAUUUGAACAUUUUUUCAAUAAUUCCUUUUUACUUCUAGGAAGUCUCAAAAGACCAUCUUAAAUUAUUAUAUGUUUGGACAAUUAGCAACAAGUCAGAUAGUUAGAAUCGAAGUUUUUCAAAUCCAUUGCUUAGCUAACUUUUUCAUUCUGUCACUUGGCUUCGAUUUUUAUAUUUUCCUAUUAUAUGAAAUGUAUCUUUUGGUUGUUUGAUUUUUCUUUCUUUCUUUGUAAAUAGUUCUGAGUUCUGUCAAAUGCCGUGAAAGUAUUUGCUAUAAUAAAGAAAAUUCUUGUGACUUUACUACCAGGACUUUUCUCUUCCCCAUGUCAAAAUACAAUCAAUAAUUGAUGGUAAAAGUUUGGAAAUUCAAGCA
Messenger RNA from Homo sapiens (human), 2580 nucleotides. RefSeq names its product multiple inositol-polyphosphate phosphatase 1 (gene MINPP1). Gene Ontology annotation, cellular component: plasma membrane; endoplasmic reticulum lumen; extracellular region. The coding region runs from base 737 to 1597 and encodes 286 amino acids. NCBI's taxonomy places the organism in Eukaryota, Metazoa, Chordata, Mammalia, Primates, Hominidae. Gene Ontology annotation, molecular function: bisphosphoglycerate 3-phosphatase activity; inositol-1,4,5,6-tetrakisphosphate 6-phosphatase activity; phosphatase activity. The record is from RefSeq and is a predicted model, not a curated record. The transcript has 6 exons.